Messenger RNA from Culex pipiens pallens (northern house mosquito), 2066 nucleotides. Its product is annotated as pickpocket protein 28-like. Gene Ontology annotation, biological process: sodium ion transmembrane transport. Gene Ontology annotation, cellular component: membrane. Gene Ontology annotation, molecular function: ligand-gated sodium channel activity. NCBI's taxonomy places the organism in Eukaryota, Metazoa, Arthropoda, Insecta, Diptera, Culicidae. Bases 132 to 1847 code for a protein of 571 amino acids. The transcript has 3 exons. The record is from RefSeq and is a predicted model, not a curated record.
GAUUAAUAAUUCAAACUCACUGGGCAUUGGUCCUGCACGGCAGUGUCAUGUCGGAACAAAAAACAACUGCAGUAUUCACUGCAGCACUCAUUUCAAGCUAAACUCUGUAGUGAAAAUCAAUUCUAAGCGAAAUGCAGCUCUUCAAGAAUCAACCCGGGUGGACGCACGUUUUCGGCCAAAACUACCCCCUAGUUCGGCACUCCAGCGUAGUGCACUCAUUUGCGCGUAAACCGAUCCACCCGAGCAAGGGCAAGUGCAGCUGGAGAAGGAUCCGUCCCGGGUUGCGACGGCUGUUUCUGGAGUUUUGCUCCAACACUACGAUCCACGGCUGGCGCAACAUUGAAGCGGCGAAAUCGCUGCUGGAACGCGCCUGGUGGACGAUCGUGCUGGCCAUGUCCGUGUUUGGCUGUGCAGUUCUGAUUCAGAACGUGUACCACAAGUGGGACCAACAUCCGGUGAUUGUGAGCUUCGAUGAUACGCCCACUUCGGUGUGGAGCAUUCCAUUUCCGGCGAUCACCGUAUGUCCGGAGGCGAAGAUCCGAAUGGAGGUGAUGAACUUUACCGACGACUUCUACACGUACUUUCAUAGCAACGAAUCCUUGAGUGAGAUGAGGCAAGACCAACUGAUGGCUGUUUUGCAGAUUUGUGACGAAUUUUUCCAUAGAUUUGAAGCCUACCAAGAAAAAUAUCCCAACAACUCGUUGGACGUAGUGAAGUUUUUUAGGAAGCUUUCAGUGCGGAUGGAUAAAACGAUUAUUUGGUGCAGGCAAGGGGGCAAGUUAUGCGCUGAAGACUUUACCCAUACCCUAACUGAGGAAGGAAUUUGUUUCACCUACAACGGUUUAUCGCAAGAGGACAUGUUCAACGAUGGUGUCCUGCAUGAUGAAUACCGGUACUUGACAGAAACUAAAAGUGCCAUGAAUUGGACUCUUGAAGAUGGAUAUGCCCCAGAUACACCGUUUCUUACGCACCCAAAGCGAGGCACGGGAUACGCUAACCGGUUCAGGAUGAACCUGGCAAGCUACAACAGUGACGUCGAAGCCCAUUGCGUUGAAGAGCAGGGAUUUAAAGUGGUUCUGCAUUCACCGGACGAAUAUCCGCUUCCGUUUGCCAAGUACGUACUGCUGUCCCUAGAUCGAGACAUCAACGUCGCAAUCCGUCCGGAAAUCAUGGUCACAGCCUCCGAGCUGGCAACCUAUUCUCCGAUCCGCCGGCAGUGCUACUUCAGCCAUGAGCGUGAACUCAAGUUCUUCCGCGCGUACAACCAGAACAACUGCGAGCUGGAAUGUCUCACCAAUUUCACCCUGGCCAGGUGUGGUUGCGUCAAGUUCUCGAUGCCAAGAUCUGCCGGCACCCGAAUUUGCAGUACAGCUGAACAAAAGUGCAUCAUGGAAGCACACUAUAACAUGCUCAAGGUGCUAUCCGAAAGCCGGAUGAACAACAAGCUUAUCGUUUCAGCUUGCAGCUGCAUGUCAGCCUGUAGCUCGAUCCACUACCUUACCGAAGUAACUCAAUCCACCUACGACUACAUCGAAACCAUUGGGCUGCGGUUGAAUCCCUUGAAGCCAGACGCCGUCAAGCGGUUGGAAAACAUGGAAACGUCCAAAAUAAGCAUCUAUUUCAAGGGGGCCGAGUUCAUCGGGUCUCGUCGGAACGAAAUCUUCGGCCUGACGGACUUUAUCGCCAACUGUGGCGGCAUCUUGGGACUUUGCCUGGGAGCAAGCUUUGUGAGUCUGGUAGAGCUGCUGUACUACUGCGUUGCCCGGCCGCUGCAGCUGGUGAAGAAGUCUACGGGGCGAAAACGAAAGGUCGUCAUCGUGCAGGAAAAGGGCUACGAGCGAUACUGAUAUUUAACGCAAAAAGAUUUCACUUGAAACCUUGCUUUUAGGGGCGAUUGUGGUACCUGAUCACCAAUCCGAUUGCAGUUUUUUUUUAUUUUUCGUGACAGUGGGGUAGUACAACCCCUUUCAUUCUUUUUUGACGCCUGAUUCGUAGCGUACUCAAAAUUUCGAAAAAACGUAUUGUUCGUAAAGAAAAGAGUUAAUAUAGUUUCAAAUCACUGUCAU